GCAAAUCACUUCAUACUUGGUGUUCUUAGAGUAAAGACAUCCGGAAUCGGAAGAAAAUCAAUUCAACAAUAUUUAUAACAUAGUUAUAAUGUUUGAGUGAGGAAAUAAAUAAUAAAGUGAUCGGGAAAAUUAACAUUUUAUUUAAAUUGGAAAAAACUAAAUCCAAUAAAUUAUUAAAUAUACUUAUUGGUAGAGUGUUAAUCCAAAAAUGAAAGCACAUUGAACAGUCUUUUUUGGUAAAGUAAUAAAUAGUUUUUUCUUGUCAAAAAUUGUAAUAGUGUUGUUUGAAGUAAAACAAAAAACUAUGGCGCUCCUAAAAUAUGUUUUCUUUGAACUGUGCACUCUAUUGGUGUUUUGGAGCCAGAUUAAUGCUCACUUACUGAAGCGUGGAGCCUCCUUCAUGGACGAUGAUGCAACUGUUCGCACCGAAAUUGUCGACCGCAAUAAUCGUACAAUUUUGGCCAGAUUCAACCUAACGGUGGCUCAAAUGAACAGUAUUAUGCAGAGCCAAAAUCCAAAUAAUGAGGAUCGCGUCGGUCAAGACGCCACACAACGCUUUCAUGUUAUCAAAGAGUUUCGCAUUAAUGACAUAAAGAAUCGUUUGCAAUCAGCUUUUCAAGCAAGUAAUUCAGAUGAGAAUCAAGGUCAUCCAUUGCACGAAAUCGCAGCAUACCCCAUAUGCAACUCCGAGUCUACCGAGAGCUCCUGGAUGCAUGACAACAAUGUGACAAUUCGAUUUUCCGACAGCCUGUUUGAGCCAAAACGUGACAAUUUGAAUCUGGAUAGCGCCAUACUUCGUUUAUAUAAAGUCAAUCCAAACAAUACUGACGAUCCCAACGCAUCGAACGACGAUGGAGACAAAGAGGCAAAAAGCUGUGGUGAUCCUUUAACGCUAACUCCACAAAUACGUGUCACCGUUUCCAUUGUACGGCAAUUGCGCAGAAACAAACGAGAGCGUAAGAAGCAUAUUUGCAAUACAACAAUGAUGAACAUUUCCAAAACCGGCUGGGUCGAAAUCGACAUCAAACGCGCCAUUUAUAUUUGGGAGAGUGUCGAACGCCAGCAGCAGCAGCAAUCCCGCCAGCAACCGAUCCAAAUUGGCUGGUUGAUGAUCGAAGUGCAUGAUGAGGAGGAGAAUCCGCUGAAGCCCGGACUCUUUUUCAAUCCACCCAAAUGUGAUCAGGCAGAAUUUGCAAUCCCGUGGAAUUACUACGGACCGCACACGUCUAUGUCUCCUUUUGCAGCGCACGAAGUGCCAAGAUAUCCAAGAUUAGAUGUCAAAUUGGUAGGAUAUGCAUCAUUCGCACCAAAAAAUAUUAAAAAAGAAGUGCACGACAUGCUACGCGGCAAUUUACGACGACAAUUAUUUAACCAUUCAAAGGCCUCUGAGGAAGAUUUGCAACCGGAUGAACAACAUUCCACAUCAGAGAAAACACCACCCGUUGAUAAUCUAUUUCAAUUGUCCGCAUCUAUGGAUGUGGAACCUAAACACAGCGCCAAAAAACGCCAAUCCGAUCAGAAUAUUUCGGUUCAAAAUUUUCACAUAGCUCAUCACGAUCAUAACCACCGCAGCCAUAAGCAUAACCUUCACGUGAAUAAUGAAAAGCAAGAUUUAACCACUUCGAAACAAAAGGCUCGUCCUGAAACUUUCCAAUCGCAUAAUGGAGGUCCACAAUAUAAAAUCCAUAAUCGACACAACAGUCAUCGGCGUAAUCACCAUCCACACAAACAGCAUCAGCAUCUCACAUUUCCUACAAACUCGCCUGUGCAUUGAACGAAUAAAGGAGUCCAAAGAAUCAUCCAAAUCCAUCGCUUGAAGCGCUUUCAACAUUACAUAAAAAAUCUACAAGCUCGUAACGCACACAUACAGUAAUCUUCCCUGUCCUAUAGGCCGUACAACUUAAUUAGAAUUUAACACUUAUACAUAUAUAUCCA
Zeugodacus cucurbitae (melon fly) is the source of this 1935-nucleotide messenger RNA. RefSeq names its product protein anachronism. The transcript has 6 exons. Lineage: Eukaryota; Metazoa; Arthropoda; Insecta; Diptera; Tephritidae. The coding region runs from base 305 to 1774 and encodes 489 amino acids. The record is from RefSeq and is a predicted model, not a curated record.